Cladophialophora bantiana CBS 173.52 is the source of this 2172-nucleotide messenger RNA. RefSeq lists its product as uncharacterized. Gene Ontology annotation, molecular function: zinc ion binding; DNA-binding transcription factor activity, RNA polymerase II-specific; DNA binding. The transcript has a single exon. Bases 1 to 2172 code for a protein of 723 amino acids. Gene Ontology annotation, cellular component: nucleus. NCBI's taxonomy places the organism in Eukaryota, Fungi, Ascomycota, Eurotiomycetes, Chaetothyriales, Herpotrichiellaceae. Gene Ontology annotation, biological process: regulation of DNA-templated transcription; DNA-templated transcription. The record is from RefSeq and is a predicted model, not a curated record.
AUGUCGGACUUCGCGAGCCUGAGGGGCAGGUUCCGAGCAGUUCCCAAAAAAAACUUGCAAGAGUCUACGGGUUGCAAAGUGACCAAGAGACCCCGAGAGUCGCAUGUGUGCACUCAAUGCAAAAGGGCCAAGUUGAAAUGUGACCGCAGUCAGCCAUGCGGAAGCUGCGUGAAACGAGGCGACGCUGCCAUCUGCAACUACCUGCGGGUGUCAAGCAACGCCAUGCGUGGCGGUGACAUCCACGGCAAUCGUCACUCGGUGGCUGAAGACAGACUCCUACAUUUGGAAUCGCUCGUCAAGCUGCUGAUGGAAAAUCAAGCCUCGGCGCAGGCAGGCAAGGACGCAGCACUCACAAACCUGGCAACGCCGUUGGUUGGACCCUCUGAGGCGCAGCAUGAGGAAACCAACUUGGCAAGCUAUGUCGGGUGGACACAUUGGUCGGCGAUACUGGAUGAUAUUCACGAACUGAAGGCGGCCUUGAGCAGCGCAGCUCAUGGUCAGGAAGGGGGUGAUGGUAACACCCUGUCAGAAUCUUUGGCCACCCCGAACAGCCGCCACGAGCCCAUAUUUGGACUCUCAGGCAACUAUUCCCUCGCACAGGUCCUAUCGCAAUAUCUUCCUCCGAAGCACGAAGUUGAUCGGCUGCUCGCCAUCUAUUUCCAAGGAGAAACUUUCAUCGUUCCAUUUAUUCAUACCUACCAGUUCCAGCGCCAGUAUCGAGCUUUCUGGAGCGGGAUGACCAGUGUCAAUCCCCUUUGGCUUUCCGUGUUGUUUUCAAUUUGCUGCAUAGCUGCUUCCAUCAAGGCGGCACAUGGCCCUUCCGCGACGAAUAUCCCGAUGACCAUCGCCAGCUCCAACCUCCAUACAGCCGCAGGGCAAUGUCUAGUUCUCGGAGAAUACUACCGACCGCAGCCAUUAACGGUGGAGGCACUCGGCUUAUACGCGCAAUACAAGAACCUCAAAAGCCUCGACCCCUCUCGUGAAGCCGGAGCUAUCCUGGGGGUGGUUGUGCGCAUGGCCUAUGAGAUGGGCUACCAUCGGGAUCCUGACUCAUUUGGCUCAUUCACCGCUUUUGAGGGUGAGAUGCGCCGACGCUUUUGGUCCGCAUGCAAGCAGAUGGAUCUCAUGAUCUCCUUUCAGCUUGGCCUUCCGAGCACCAUCCGCCUGGAGAACUGUGACACCAAGUCACCGAGAAACCUUAUGGAUUCGGAUUUCGACGAAACCACAAAUGUACUGCCCCCUUCCCGUCCCGAGAACGAAACAACAAGACUCCUCUGGUUUAUUGUCAAGGACAGGCAAAUGUCUGGUUUCGGAAAGGUAUACCAGGAUGCUCUGUCCUUCAGAGAGAAGACCGAGACCGAGGUCCUCCAACUCGACCAGGAAAUUCAACAAAUGUACGAGACAAUCCCCGAAGUCCUGAGGACACGACCUCUCUCGGAGUCGAUUAUGGAUUCCCCAUUUGUCAUCAUGACAAGACUCUACAUAGAUUUUAUUUAUCUGAAGAGCCUUUUGGUUCUCCAUCGGCGAUACAUGGCACGCGGCAACUUGUCGAGCACUCAGUCCUGUGUGAGCGCUGGGACACGUCUCGUCGGUCAAUUCAUUGCCAUGUACAAGGAGAUUGCACCUGGUGGUCUCCUGCAUACCGAGCGGUGGAUGUUGACAAAUUUUACGAUGAAUGAUUUCCUGCUCGGGGUCAUGGUGCUCUGCCUAAUCAUCCACAUUCGGCGCAAGCAUAUGGCCGGGAGUGUUCCAUCAUUCAUCGACGCCCCUACAGAGGCCGAGGUCAUUGCCCUCCUAGAGCAGGCCGCGGUCAUCUGUAUCGAGAAGUCCAGUCUGAGUCAAGAUGCAAAACAGGUGUCAGUUGCUAUCCGUCUCGUGUUGGAUAGCACCACAUCUUUGAACAUGCCCAACGCUAACGAGGCUUUCCCCCCCUACGGCAAACAGUCCAACAUUGCUGGCAGUUCACGGGACGUUGACCUAGCGCCUUUACCGUUGCAACCCCAGGAGGAGCAGCGCUACCCCUUAGGGAACCAAGAACUGUCCUUUGGACUUCUUGAUCCCUUCAAUUUCAUGCAUGAUGAUUUUGAGAGGAUGGAUUGGAUGGCAUUUGACUCGCAGAUAACAGGUCGAGACGGUCCACCAACAUAUCUGAGCGAGUUUCAAACAGGGUAA